AUGUCUCGCCUUGGUCCGCCGUCGGCAUCGGCGUCAUCGUCAUCGUCGGCCAGGAUGUCCACGUCGCUGCGCUCCAGUCUGUCGGGCAGGAAUCCGGAGACAUUAUCGACCUGCACUGGCAACGAAAAGGAAACAGAGAAGAGCCUUCUGAUCAUAAAGGAAAGACGACCCUACGUCAACGGCACGGACGGCGCAUUCGCCUACCCCCUGCCCGUCGACCUCACCGAGACAAAUCGUCACAUAAUGCUCACCCUCCUCACAUCGGCCGUGUUCGAGACGCCGCUCCUGUCACCGGAGCUCCUCCAAAAGCCACCACGGCGCGUCCUCGAGGUCGGCUGCGACAGCGGGUACUGGAGCGCAGUCUGCCACCGGUACUUCCAGAGCAGGGGCCACCAGGUGUCCUUCAUCGGCAUCGACAUCAAGCCCCCCGCCGGCACCAGCGAGUGCUACAAGAGCAUGGGCAUGGACUGGGAGUACAUCCAGUACGACCUGCGGGAGCCCGGGUGGCCGGUCCAGGACGGCUCCAUCGACCUCGUGAUGGCGAGGAACCUGGCGCUCGUCUUCAACGCGCCGGGUUACUCGCGGGCGUCCAGCGAGUACGUGCGGGUGCUUCGGCCCGGCGGCACGCUCGAGGUCUGGGAGCACGACUUCACGAUCCGCUCGGUCGCGCCCCACGCCCAGGCCGAGGACAACGGGGAGGACCUCGCCCACCUGGGGGUCUACCCGGGUCGGGACGACAGCUUCGCUGGGCCCGUCCGUGAACCCUCGGCGCUCGAGGACGCGGGCCUGAUGCCAAUACCAUCCGCCCUAACCAUAUCUCUGCUGGCGGGGUGUCUUGUUGAGGGGGCAGACGCGUUGGAGGGCAUGAUAGGCAAGAGGCUAGCUGUUCCGCUCACGGCACUAAAAUGGGAGCGCGAGGAUGGGCAGAAGAUGGUCCUGACUAACGCCCAGGCCGCCAUACGCCAAACCGCACUGGAGAGCUUCAUCGGCAUGGUCGAGGCCUUUGAACCGCUGCUGAGGAAGUCCAAUCGGAAGAAUGAUGACGAGUGGCAGGAAUGGCUCGAAAGAGCAAAAAGGGACUGGAUUCUGGGUGAAUGCAUCGGAUACAUCGCUCGGUCGGUCAACGCAACGGAGGAACCUGGAUGCUGGGGUCUCGGACCGUACGUCGCUCAGAAUGUCCUUAUUCUCAUCGCUCCCGCCUUCAUGGCUGCCUCGAUCUACAUGAUCCUCGGAAGGAUCAUCCUGCUCACCGAUGGGGACUCGCACUCGUUGAUCAGGCGGCGGUGGAUCACCAAGAUCUUCGUGGCCGGAGACGUGAUUUCACUGCUGAUGCAGUCCUCAGGCGGAGGUAUGAUGGCUGCCGGGGAAAGCCUGCUCAAAACUGGAGAGAACAUCAUCAUCGGCGGCCUGUUCAUCCAACUCGCCUUCUUCGGGUUCUUCGUGGUGGCGGCGGGCAUCUUCCACAGGCGAAUGUCGCUCGUUCCCACAGCCAAGGCCUCGGAUCCCGCCGUGCGCUGGGAGAAGUACCUCCUGACGCUCUACGUGACGAGUGCCCUGGUCCUGGUCCGCAGCAUCUUCAGGGUCAUGGCAUACCUCAACGGCAACGACGGUGUCCUGUUGAGGUCCGAGGUGUAUCCCUACGUCUUCGAUGCCUUGUUGGUGGUGGUCGUGCUGGUUUGGAUGAACUGGUUCCACCCGUCCGAGCUUGGCCUGUUGCUUCGUGGUCAGAGCCCUGGGAAGAACGGACAUGAACUGGCCGGUGUUCGCAUCUAG
This is a messenger RNA of Diaporthe citri, 1773 nucleotides long. RefSeq lists its product as uncharacterized. Gene Ontology annotation, cellular component: membrane. The record is from RefSeq and is a predicted model, not a curated record. Lineage: Eukaryota; Fungi; Ascomycota; Sordariomycetes; Diaporthales; Diaporthaceae. The coding region runs from base 1 to 1773 and encodes 590 amino acids. The transcript has 4 exons.